UUUACUAUUACAUCACUAGCUAGCGCUUUUCGCGAGAGCUAGUGAUGUGGAAGCGGUUGUUGAGCGAGUUUGGAAGAAGGAGGUCUUUAGGCUGGUUGUUGAGCGAGUUUGGAAGAAGGUGAAAGGUUGGAAAGAAAAUUUCCUCUCUAGAGUCGGCAAAGAAGUUUUGAUAAAAGUUGUAGCACAAGUUAUCCCCACUUAUACUAUGAGUUGCUACCGUAUUCCGGAGAGUUGCUACAAAGAAAUUAAAUCUAUGCUAGCAAAGUUUUGGUGGGGUUCGAAAGAGGGCGGAAAAUUCAUUGGUUAAAGUGGGAUAGAUUGGCUAACUCUAAAAGAGAUGGAGGAAUUGGCUUUAGAGGCAUUUGUGAUUUCAAUAUCAGUAUUCUGGGAAAGCAAUUUUGGAGACUUCUUCAAGCUGAUGGCUCCCUCAUGGAAAGGUUUUUUAAGGGACGGUAUUAUCCUCGGUGUUCUAUUGUUGAAGCUUUGUCUGGGUUUAAACCCAGCUAUGCCUGGCGCAGUACAUUGAGUUCACGGGAGUUAGUGCUGAAUGGCUCUCGAUGGAGAAUAGGCAAUGGUGAGAAAGUUAGCAUUAAUGGUGAUAGAGGAUUCCUACACGGUCUGUUUUUAAACCUUCUUCUACGACUUCUGUUAUCGAUCCCCCAAGCAAGGUCAGCUCUCUGAUUGAUUCGAGUAGUGCUUGUUGAAACUUAGAAAUUCUCAAACAAAACUUUGGUGAGGAUGAUGUUAGUCACAUUAGCAGCAUUCCUCUUUCUUUUCAUCUUCUGGAGGAUAGACUUAUUUGGCACCACGAAUUGGAUGGAGUGUAUUCUGUUAAAUCUGCUUAUCACAUACAAGGGGGGAUGCGAUGCAAGAAUAACCCCGAUUCUUCUUCUUUGGACAAGUACUGUUUCUGGAAACAUUUAUGGAAGCUCUAAGUGAAUCCGAGGAUAAAGAACUUUUGUGGAGAUUAAUAAAGGACACUCUGCCAACAAAAGAGAAUUUGUUUAGUAAAGGAGUCUCGUCCGAUGGUUUAUGCUCUCUUUGCCAUGCCGACUCUGAGAGUACUUGUCAUUUAUUCCUUCGAUGUUUUUUUGUUAAAAGAGUCCUUUUUUAUGGCCCCUUGGGAAUUAGAGUUCUUGUGGCAGGUGAUGUUGCUGAUUGGUUGGAUGCUAUUUUCACGAAGAAGGAUUUUAAAUUGGGCCAAAUUGUUGCUAUCUUCCUGUGGAAAAUUUGGAAAGCAAAAAACUGCGUGAUUUUUAAGACGUGAAGCCAGAUCCGUGUGCGGUGGCAGUGGAUAUCUGGAAUGCCAUCAUUGAGGAAUAUUCGAUUUUUUCGAUUGCAGAGUUUUGUAAGAACCAGACCAUGUCUGAUGUGAGCUGUCUAAAGGGCUGGGUGGUGCAAACCGAUGCUGGUUGUUUUGAUGAGGGAGUUGUUUUCUUCGGUUGCGUCAUUCGCGAUCCUACCUCCAACAUCUUUCAUGCUGCUACGAAGAGAAUUUCUAGUGUUACGAAUCCUGCCAAUGCUGGAAUUUUGGCUAUUCGCCGGUCUCUGCAAGUGGAAAAAGAUUUAGGACUCAAGGAGUUUGUUAUCCAAUCGGAUGCUUUGGCUGUUGUGGAUUGCAUCAAUGGCUGUGUCACCUAUGCAGAUCUGAAUUCUAUUGUCCUGGAUUGUAAGACUUUAAUGUCUAGCUUUAGCAUUUGUAAAUGUUGAUGCCCACCGGUUAGUUGGUAUUGGCAGAUCCUUAGGAUCUAGAACUUUGACGAGACAUAUUCUUAAUUUUAGUCCUAUGUCAUGUAAUUCCUCUUUUCUUCCCAUUUAAUGGAAUUGUCUUGACAUAAAAAAAAAGAAAAAGGAAAUGAUAUAUUUGUUCAGCCAAAUCUAUUCCGCUCCAUUUUAUUCUAGUGUCCAUCCCGCUAAGUUCAUUUCGUAAUAUCUAAAUCAAAUUAAAAUUUAAAAGGACCAAACUUGAGUCCUAAGUUAAUCAUAUUUUUUUUGUUGAGAUUGUUAACAGUUCUCCCUCGCAUCUCUUUCCCUCCAUUUCAUACCAAACGGACGUCUUUGAAAGCUGCAAACUACACCUAUUCUUGCUGUUUCAGAAGCACACUAUUAUUUCAUACUUGUAUCCUAAUUCUUGUUGCUGUUGUUGUUGUUACUAUCACACUGCAAUUUUACUUUGUUACGUGUUAUCUUAAUUAAUGUUGCCUCAGUUUCAGUGGCUCCAUUCUGAACUAACCAACAUUUGCAAGUCUCUAUUUCGUGUAAAGCAGUUACAUGCUUGCCUUUUGAAAACCCAUCUCUCACAAGACCCUUUUUACGCAACUCAAAUCAUUAGACUUUAUGCAUUUAACAAUCACAUUAACUAUGCCUAUCACGUGUUCGACAAAACUUCCACCCGAAGCGUCUACCUCUGGAAUUCCAUGAUUCGAGCCUUUGCAAAAACUCAAAGAUUUAGCAAUGCAAUCUCUCUAUUUAGAACCAUGCUUGAGGCUGACGUAAGGCCUGAUAAUUAUACUUAUGCUUGUGUUAUACGUGCAUGCUCUGAUAAUUUUGAUUUUGAUAUGUUAAGAGUUGUUCAUGGAAGUGCUGUGUCUGUUGGGUUGGGACUCGACCCUAUUUGUUGUAGUGCACUUGUGAGUGCUUAUUCAAAACUUGGUCUUGUUCAUGAAGCGUGUAGAGUGUUUAAUGGGAUUGAUGAGCCGGAUUUAGUGUUGUGGAACUCGUUGAUUUCUGCUUAUGUGUGUUCUGGUAUGUGUGAUAUAGGGAUUCAAAUGUUUAGCUCGAUGAGACGUUCUGGGAAGAAGCCUGAUGGAUAUACAUUGGCUGGAUUACUUGUGGGUAUUGCAGAUUCUAGCUUGUUGAGAUUUGGCCAAGGAUUACAUGGUUUAAGUCAAAAGUAUGGGCUUGAUUCUGAUUCUCAUGUAGGUAGUUUACUGGUGAGUAUGUACUUGAGAUGUAAGUUCAUGGACUCAGCUUAUAGAGUCUUUUGUAGUAUUUUCAAUCCUGAUUUGGUUACAUGGUCUGCUCUAAUAGCUGGGUAUUCUCAGUGUGGGGAGUAUAAAAAAGCAUUGCUCUUUUUCAAGAAAUUAAACACGGAGAGCAAGAAACCGGAUUCUGUUUUGAUUGCCACUGUGUUGGCUUCUAUAGCUCAGACAGCGAAUGUAGUACCAGGAUGUGAGGUACAUGGUUACGUACUUCGGCAUGGAUUGGAAUCAGAUGUCAAGGUCUCCUCAGCUCUCAUAGACAUGUAUUCAAAGUGUGGUUUCCUGAACUUGGGAACUCGUGUGUUCGAGAUGAUGCCUGAACGAAAUAUAAUUUCUUAUAAUUCAAUAAUUUUGGCUCUUGGCUUGCAUGGAUGUGCGUCCGAGGCUUUUUUGAUGUUUGAUGAGAUACUAAAGAAAGGAUUGGUACCCGAUGAAGCAACAUUCUCUGCUCUCCUUUGUGCUUGUUGUCAUGCUGGCCUGGUCAAAGACGGCCGCAAGAUUUUCCAGAGAAUGAAAGACGAAUUCAACAUCAAAGCUAGACCUGAACAUUAUGUUUACAUGGUGAAGCUUCUUGGCAAUGCUGGGGAGUUAGAAGAGGCCCACUAUCUCAUUCGGUCCUUACCUGAACCAGUAGACAAGGCUAUUCUGGGAGCCUUAUUAUCAUGCUGUGAUUCUUAUGGAAAUUCUGAGUUGGCAGAAACUAUAGCUCAGCAGAUUUUUAAGAGUAAUCCUGCUGACAAUGUUUACAAGGUUAUGCUUUCGAAUAUAUAUGCUGGGGAUGGGAGGUGGGAUGAUGCUAAGAAGGUGAGAGAUAAAAUAAUAGGAGGUCCGAAGAAAAUGCCUGGAGUUAGUUGGAUAGAAGGCAAUUAUUAUUAAUUCUGAAAAUAUAGAUGCGCUGCAAAUUUGAUAGGAUAAACACAGAUGACUAUGCAUGAAUAUAUAUUCUUUCUUUUAACAAUUUAUGCCUAUUUGUGAAUUAGGAUAAAACUAUCUGAAAAUAAAUUCAACUACAUUAUUGCUUUCAGUGGCUAAACUCAGGUGGUGCCUAAAUACUUUCUCCUGCUAUUCAGAAAAUGAACUCUGAACCAAUUGGAAACUCCUAUACAUAGUUUGGGAAACAGAAACCCUGAAA
Vicia villosa (hairy vetch) is the source of this 4113-nucleotide messenger RNA. RefSeq names its product putative pentatricopeptide repeat-containing protein At1g64310. The transcript has a single exon. Gene Ontology annotation, biological process: RNA modification. Gene Ontology annotation, molecular function: RNA binding; protein binding. Lineage: Eukaryota; Viridiplantae; Streptophyta; Magnoliopsida; Fabales; Fabaceae. The record is from RefSeq and is a predicted model, not a curated record. Bases 2196 to 3857 code for a protein of 553 amino acids.